This is a messenger RNA of Monoraphidium neglectum, 348 nucleotides long. RefSeq lists its product as hypothetical. The annotation marks the transcript as partial. The transcript has a single exon. The record is from RefSeq and is a predicted model, not a curated record. NCBI's taxonomy places the organism in Eukaryota, Viridiplantae, Chlorophyta, Chlorophyceae, Sphaeropleales, Selenastraceae.
CGGGGCCAGGCGCCGCUGCCGGCGCCGCCGGCCGCCGCACGUGCAGGGGGCUGCGUGGAGAGGGAACUCGACGGCGCCGGCGGCGGCAGCGCCGGCAGUCCCUCCCAAACCAACAACAGCUGUGGCGCCGCAGCCGCGGCGUCGGGCCCUGCGCCGCCGGCCGCGAGCGUCGGCGCCCCUCUCGCGCCAAAGCUGCCGCUGCCGCUGCCGCUCGCGCUGCCGCCGCUCGGCGGCGCGCCCGUGCCUGCCCCCACCGCGGCGCUGCAGUGCGCGCGCCACCUGGCGGCGGCGCAGGGCACGAGCGUGUGCGUGGUCGGGCUCCCGGCGGGGCAGGAUGCACAGGGGUGA